AUGCUUGGUCUCGAAUCCGGACAGCAGCAGCAGCAGCAGCAGCAGCAGGCCGCCUCGCCAUUCAAGCCGCUCGAAGCCGAGCUGGCCCGGAUGAGGAGGUCCAACCUCACGGCCGCCAUAGACGAUGUCGACAAGGUGAUUGAGCUGCUCCAGUCCACCAGAGAUCAGGUCGCACAGGAGGCCGACGACUCGGGCGAUCCGGAGCUCUACUCGCACAAGGUGUCUUCAGCCAUGACCUCGUUGCAGAAUCCGGUGAGGCAGCGGCUGGAUGCCAUAACGGACGAUUUAAAGGAUGUGACAAAGGCGCAGAGGAGUUUUGGUAAAGCUCUAGAUAAGGCUAUGCCAGUACGAGAGCUACCCACACAACUAGACACAAUGGCGCAAUACGCCGACAGCAUCAACCACGCCAUAACGAUGCACCUCCUCCGCGAAGGCCAGUUCUCCGUGGCCGAGACGUUUCGCGAGGAAGUCAGGCAAGACCAGGAGGCCAACGGUCACAUCAAUGUGCACAAGGGUGACAAGGACGACGACGACGACAAAGAUCUGGACAUGGAUGCCAACGACAACGACCUCCGCACGCGCUUCAUGGAAAUGUACGAGAUACUAGACCAGCUCCGGUCCAACAACCUCCUCCCGGCCAUCGAGUGGGCGCGCAUCCACAGCAGGGACCUCGAAGCCAAGGGCAGCAGCCUGGAGUUCGACCUCAGCAGGCUCCAGUUCAUCUGGCUGUUCCGCGGCCGCCAGCCCUCGGCGCCCGGCAGCGACGCCGGCUCGCAAUCGGCAGCGGCACGGGCCCAGGCCGAGGCGUUCGACUACUCGCGCCGGCACUUCGCCCCGUUCCAGCGCCGGCACCUAAAGGAGAUCGCCCAGCUGUGCGCGGCGGUGGUGUACGCGCCCAACCUGCGCGACUCACCCUACGGCCACCUGUUCCAGGUGGAUGCCGCCUUCGACGACGUGGCCCUGUCCUUCACCCGGGACUUCUGCUCCCUGCUCGGCCUGUCGGCCGAGUCCCCGCUGUACGUGGCCGUGACGGCCGGCGCCAUCAGCCUGCCCCGCCUCGUCAAGUUCACCGGCUACCUGAGGGACAAGAGGACCGAGUGGACCACGGAGAACGAGCUGGCCUUUGAGACCCCCCUGCCCGCCUCCAUGAUCUACCACCCCAUCUUCGUCUGCCCCGUCAGCAAGGAGCAGACCACCGAGGCCAACCCGCCCAUCAUGCUGUCCUGCGGCCACGUCAUCUCCCGAGAGAGCCUGCACAACAUCGCAAAGGGUCCGCGGUACAAGUGUCCUUACUGUCCUGUAGAAGGUUACAUCAGUGAUACUUUACGCAUCUAUCUAUGA
This is a messenger RNA of Geosmithia morbida, 1341 nucleotides long. RefSeq lists its product as uncharacterized. NCBI's taxonomy places the organism in Eukaryota, Fungi, Ascomycota, Sordariomycetes, Hypocreales, Bionectriaceae. The record is from RefSeq and is a predicted model, not a curated record. Gene Ontology annotation, cellular component: GID complex; cytoplasm; nucleus. Bases 1 to 1341 code for a protein of 446 amino acids. Gene Ontology annotation, biological process: proteasome-mediated ubiquitin-dependent protein catabolic process. Gene Ontology annotation, molecular function: ubiquitin protein ligase activity. The transcript has 3 exons.